This is a messenger RNA of Nerophis lumbriciformis (worm pipefish), 1930 nucleotides long. It is a transcript of the gene zdhhc11, whose product is annotated as zDHHC palmitoyltransferase 11. NCBI's taxonomy places the organism in Eukaryota, Metazoa, Chordata, Actinopteri, Syngnathiformes, Syngnathidae. Gene Ontology annotation, cellular component: endoplasmic reticulum; Golgi apparatus. Gene Ontology annotation, biological process: peptidyl-L-cysteine S-palmitoylation; protein targeting to membrane. Gene Ontology annotation, molecular function: protein-cysteine S-palmitoyltransferase activity. The record is from RefSeq and is a predicted model, not a curated record.
GGGGUGGACUGUGCGCAUGCGCAACAGUUGCCAUGGCGCAGCCGAGUCCUGCGGAGGGAAGUGUUUUCUCAACUUAAAAGUCAACGUCUUUUCUCCUACUGCAGUCCAAGGACGUCACAAGUAAAUCACCGUUGUUCUCAGCUUCUUUCCAAGCAGUUUCAAGUUAGCAGCAUGUAGCUUGACGUCACGUUGGCUCCGAAAAUGAAAACGUCGCUGGAACUCGGCGUCUGCGUUGUUUUGACCGAUGUUCGGGGGCAAGAGUUGUGCAGCUAAAGAUUUCUAGAUGAACUGCCUCAGUGGGCAAAUAAGGCGCACUGCCCCAAUGCGUGCAGGUGGCAACCGAAACGAGCUCGUUCCCUCCAAGACCCCGCGAGUGAACGGCUGGACACAGCCCCCGCAAUUUUUCCAAAUAACGGCCUGGCUGGUGUACAACUACCUCGUGAUCGUCAGCUUCGGCAUCUUCAUCCCUCUCCUUCCUCCGCCUUGGAACCAUGUGUUGUAUGCUCUGUCGGGUUUGGCCUUCAUGGUGCACUUUGUCAGCCAUGUUGCCGCAGUGACCAUAGAUCCAGCUGAUGUUAGCGUCAGGGCAAAAAAGUGUUAUGCUGGUCCCAUGCCACUUUUUGACCGCACAGUGCAGCGUCACGUCAUCCAGGACCUGCACUGUUACCUCUGUGAUGUCAGAGUUGGCCCCAAAGUGAAACACUGCAGCGUUUGCAACAAAUGUGUGUCGGAUUUUGAUCACCAUUGCAAAUGGCUGAAUAACUGUGUGGGAGGCAGAAACUACAGGUGCUUCUUCAUAGCCGUGUCCUCGGCAACAGUCGGCGUGGCUUUGCUCCUGGUUGUCAUCUUGUUUGUAUUCACCCAACACUACUUAGAUCCAAACAUCCUACGGACCGCGCCACAAUUCCACGGUGUGCUGGGAAAUGAGACCUGGCUGGUGUUUUUACCGUCAGCCCCCGUAAAGACAAGUUCAGCCGCUCUCCUUAUAGUGGCCUUCAUAACGGCCAUGCUAAACCUAACGUGCCUACUAUUACUUUGUCAUCUUCUCUGUUUUCAUUUCUACCUCUUUUGUAAAGGCCUGAGCACAUAUGAAUACAUAAAGCUGCAGCGCCAAAAAGAAGCCAGAAGCCGAGAAGUCGAAGUGGGAAAUGCACAUAACGCACACGUAAACAACAAUGUCCCACAGAAUCUACGGAGCUCCAUGGACUGUGAGCCAGCCUUAACUCAUGGUGCAAGUACCUGCAGGUCUGGUGAUGAUAAAGGACCACUUAGCGGCCGACCGUCUGAACCCAUCUGCAAAGAGGUGGAUAACUUUAAGGAAACACCAGAAAAGGAAACUAGUUUUCAUUGUGAAACACAGAAUUCUGCAGCGAAAGCAAGAGAUCGAGUGCUGAGCACAAUCAGAAGCUGGAAGCCCGACGCCGGAGAAGACGUUCAGAGUGACAGCGUGAAAUCUGUGGACAGCAUUCCGCAGGUGCAAGACCCUCUCGGAAGCUCAGUGAUGGCUCGAGAUAAUACGUAGCAGUCAGCGGUCGCAGCACCAGGAUUCGGUCAUGUUCUCAGGGACCAUAGGGAUUUACUUUGCUCGGUAACAGCAAUGAAGCCAUUAUUUUUCACAUUCUUAUCAACUUUUUAUGUUGAAUGACUUCAACUAUUCAGUCGUUUGAAUGUUAUCUUCUGUCCCACUAAUCUUAGCCAAGUACUGUAGAUGCUUUUUGGCAUCGCUUUUAUUUAUUUUCCAAACAAAAAUGUGUUCCAAGUACAGACUGGUAACAUUUACCGGUAAUCAUGUAAUUGUAUCUGUGCAACAACAACCUUGUACGGUAAAAUAGAUUCAUCCUCUUGAGCAGAUUCUACUGUCAGUUAUCUUUGCUGAUGAAUUGUAAGAUGGUCCUUUCAUUUCAGAGUAAAGAAUAACACUUGUUUAAUG